AUGUCUACCGACCCCCCACCUUCGCGGGGUUCUUCGCCAUAUCUUCGGCCACGCUUAAGUCUCUCUACGGUCACGAGCAUAUUUCCGCGACCACGAGGAAACAGCAAAUCUCCUCACCCUGAUCGCCCCUCAACGGGAAAUUCCGGCGGAUGGCUCUCUCCUCUGGAGCCGUCAAGAUCACGGAGCAGUUCAACUUCCCGCUCAAUUCGCUCCAUCUCAUCAAAGUCCCCUGGAAAAUGGAUCAGACAUCUAAAGAGAUCGAGAUCAGCUUCUAUCAACUCAGCCGCCGGGGAAGACAAUCUUCCGUUAAAGAGAGAGGAUUUCAAAGAAGUAGAAGGCUGGUUCGACGCUUUCCAAAAGUACAACAGACUCAUCACAAACCAAGUUUCUGGAAAUUCAAACUUCCCAGCAGAAGAACUUUCCAAGAUACAAAAAACGAUCUGCGAAGUUGAGGGCGGACGAUUCAUCAACGACCUCCCGGAAGCGUUGUUCGACAUCGCAUUACUAUGGUGCCCAGCAGGAGAGAUGACUAGAAAGUCUGUCACAGAGUCAUCAGAGCCUUCCUGGAGUUGGACAGCUUGGAAUGGCGCUGUGAACUUCCCUUUCGACCCCUCCAGUUGUCCCGACGUCAGAAGGCGUGGAGAAGCACCUGUGUUCUUCAAAUCCAAAAUCACCUCGUUCGUACUUGGACCCGAGUCUGGAUGCGAGCGAUACACGAUCAUGAACCGAGCCAUGUCUCUCAAGCUUGACCCGAUAUCAACGCAACGCCCUCGGAUUGAGUAUCCUACCGCGGGUCUGCAGCUCUUGGCCAGUGAACCUCCGAAAGUCCAAAGUGACACUCUACGCUUCACUGCACAAAAGGUCGACGCAAGUGCUUUCAAGAUGGAACAGAUCUACGAUGAAGAGAAACAGCCACUGCUCUGUACUGGACUCAUAGAUUCUCAAGAUCGCCCCUGUGGUGUUCUCAUGGACUAUAAGAAAAAAAUCGUCGCGCAUCAGCAAGACGGAAAACUCCAUUACAUAUUGCUCUCCGUCAACCGUCGCGUCCCAUCAACGUUUAGCAAGAGCUCAAACAACAUCUCACACCCCUCUGGUAUCCCAAUCUGGAAGGACGGCCGGUUUUUAAAGGAAGAAGAGAUUGGCGACCCGGAGGAUUACAAUAACGAUGGCGAGUGGAAGAUGUACAAUGUCAUGCUGAUCCAGGAAUUUGAAGCCAAGACACUCGACGAUGGUUCCUUCCAGGAGGCCUUCGCACGACGAGUGGCCGUAGGCCGGAUCCAUGAAGAUGCCUGGAACGAAGCGAUGAAAACUGUUCCAAACAGGUUCUCGAAGAUUGUCCUUCGAUAG
Paraphaeosphaeria sporulosa is the source of this 1347-nucleotide messenger RNA. RefSeq lists its product as uncharacterized. NCBI's taxonomy places the organism in Eukaryota, Fungi, Ascomycota, Dothideomycetes, Pleosporales, Didymosphaeriaceae. The transcript has a single exon. The record is from RefSeq and is a predicted model, not a curated record. Bases 1 to 1347 code for a protein of 448 amino acids.